ACUUUCCUCCUUUCAUUUUUAUUUUCUUUCUCACAGAUAGAUUUUCCUUGUAAUUUGUAUUUUGCAUUUGCUGUUUACUUUACAUUUUUACAAAUAUUUUACUUUACGUAGUCAAAAUAUUGAAAUUAAUGACUGUGAUUUUAGACUCGUUUUAAACCACUAGAGAUCCAAGUAGUAUAAUUUCACAAUGAACACAGACAAGGAUUAUAAUGAUGUAGAUACGAUUAGUAUAAAUACACUUUAUCUCGAAACUAAACUUAAAGAGGACAGGUUAAAGGAAAUGACUAAACUAAAAACGCUUAGCAAAACCGUCUGCAAUCUCCAUACAAAUAUACUGUACUACAGAAACGCGUCAACUAAACGAGGUGCUGUGUGUUACGAAUCAUGGAAAUGUCUUAUCAAAUCAAUUGGGGGCUCCCCAAAUACUUGGAGGGAGCUGGGUUGUUCUCUAGGCGUCGCUCAAGAGGAUCUUAAUUAUAUAGAAAAUUCAGUUAAAGAUGAUCCACCGGCAGAUAUAGUAAUAAAAGUGUACAUGCAAAAUGAAUCCGCCACAUUAGACAAAAUAGUGAAUGCCUUGGAAAAAAUGCAAAGGUAUGACAUUCUUAAGUCUAUUGAGGAACCGUUCUGCAACUUGAGCCAAUAUUUCAAUAAAAAAGAAGACAGUGGUUACCAAAGUGGCAGUAAAAUUAGGAAUAAAACUAUAUACUUUUCUAAUGAAGUAAAGAAUGACUUGCCUGCAGCGCUUAAUAAAAAUUAUGUUAUAAAAGACAAGGACCCAAAACCAAAUCAUCCUACACGAAGACCACCACCCAAUGACAAUGUAGAAGAUGAUGAUAAUUGUCCAAUUCUGUUUUUAACUUACACAGAAGAUGGUUUAGACACAGCUAUAAACAUUCAACACUAUAUCAAUGACUGGGAAGGCCAGAAAGUGAAGGUUAUAACUUUGUGUAAUAGAAAGGACCAAGUAUAUCAAAAUCCAGAAAAGUUUAUUAGGAAAUAUUUUGAAAAGGCAGACUUCAUAGUACCAAUAAUAACAUCAGGAUAUUUGAACAGUAUAAACCCUCUUUCACCUCACGAGCCCAGCACAGACGAUAACUUAGACUAUAAGUAUGUAAAUUUCAUCUACAAUUUAAUAAUCAAUUACUACAUACACGCCACUGGAUGCUUGAAUCACAAAGUUAGGAGUGUACUGCCGUAUGGAGUUAACAUCAAUGUACUAAAGGAAAUCACUAUGUACCCUGAUUUAUUACCAUUCACACAUGAAUCAAAUUUUAAUGAUCAUUUUAAGGUGUUUCUGGAGAAAAAACGUUCAGCUUAGCAACUUUAGAAUUUGAACUAUCGUGAGUGUUAUUCAUAUUGAUUGAUAAUGAAACAAGGCUUAAACUCACGUAAUACAAUGUCGGAGUAUGCCCGACAAGUUUCGAACACAUACGGGGCCCUUAGUCAUGUGCUGGUUCAUGAAGCGCGCGCCGCCCGCUCACAGCGCACAUUGGGAGAGGGGCUGACGGGUGGGGAGUGAAGGUUCUGUUACACUCUCCAACGGUUCAUAAAUGUUAUCUUGUAUGGAUCCGUGUUCUUGUAAACAAACCGAACUAAUACUAUUUUGUUCCAAGUUUGUUAUUUGUGACAUAGAAUGAAAUAGCGGUUUCCAAGCUGUAGGCAGAAACCAUCCAUGAUCAAGAUUAGAAUUUACUAUAAAAAAUCUUGCCACUGGAUGCUAUUAUGUUAAGUAUUAGUGAAAAUCACAAUAUACUUUGAGUUAGCAUACACUAAUAAUGUGUUUAACAUACACAUAUAUCACUUAUGAGUUCCAAAAUGGCUGAAUGGAUCUGCAUGAAAUUUGGUACAGUGAAAAAGAUAAGAAAUACCACAAUACUACUCUUUAUCUAUCUUUAUUUUUAAUGUGGUAACUAGUAUGUAAAAAGUAAAGAGGGGACUGGAUUAUUUGUUGGCUUUUAAAUUAUAUGACCUUAAUACAAGGGACCUUGAAUAAGUUCUCGCUGUUUUAUUAAUAUAAUAGCGGGCCCAGUCAAGCUUCGCUUGACUGUGCGAUUCUUCCCUAUCCCUACCCUACCCCUCUCCUAUCCCUAAUUAAAUAAAUUUAUCAACCUUUUAAACCUUCCCUAUACCUCCACAAACAUUUUAAAACCAAGAUAAGAUAAAUCCGUCCAGCCAAUCUCUAGUUUUAGUGAGACUUACGAACAGCAAUUAAUUUUUAUAUAUAUGGUAUUACCUGCAGGCUAAUACCAUAAUGUAAAAAUGUCAUCCCCUGAAACCAAUGCUUACAGGUGGAUAUCACAUAGUAGGUAAAUGACAUUUUGUCAAUUUAUUUGAUGUUUUUAUAGGUAAUAGGUUGAUAAUAAAGACCAAAAUAGUGAAUAAGCCAGCAGUACCUACUAGAUGCGGACUGUAAGGUUUCACUGUAACAAGCUACAGGGUAUUUUAAUUUGCCAUAGUGUAAACAACGGUUAUUUUGUUGGCCCUAAGCAUGUGUAGUUGUGUGCAAAAUAUAGUGCAUUUGUGGGGAAUUAUAUUGCACCACUUUAUUCUUAAGAAAUCUGCAAUUUAAGUAUUGUUAAUUCUUGUGACGACAAUUCUCUAUCAGAUGCACAUAGAGACAGGCUUAUCUAGUUAGUUAAAGUUGUUGUACUCGAUAACCUAUAUAAAGUUAAAAUAAAAAGUUUUUGUACUCGUUAACCUAUAUCAGACUUUAUUAGAAUGUCAUAACAAGUUUAAAAGUCAACAGUUUCAAUCAGCAUUUAGGAAUGUUCCAGGAACAAGGACUUUAGGUGCCACAAGUUCAAGCCAAAAGUUUGCGUUUUCUGACUUAUGACUUAUUAAUGCUUAAGGCAGAAAAUGAAGUGGAUAGGUACCAUAUGACAAUGGAUUUGUGUCAAUAAAUAGAAAACAAAGUAUCUAUGUUUUGAAUAUUCUUCCCCACAUUUGAUAAAUAGUAUUAUUUAUCACAACAUGCUCAAAACCUAAUGUAAAUAAUAUGGUAGAUUAGUAUUGGCUUCAGUUGACAAUUUUAAUUUCAAG
Bicyclus anynana (squinting bush brown) is the source of this 3039-nucleotide messenger RNA. RefSeq lists its product as uncharacterized. Bases 188 to 1318 code for a protein of 376 amino acids. The record is from RefSeq and is a predicted model, not a curated record. Gene Ontology annotation, molecular function: protein binding. Gene Ontology annotation, biological process: signal transduction. Lineage: Eukaryota; Metazoa; Arthropoda; Insecta; Lepidoptera; Nymphalidae. The transcript is spliced from 4 exons.